Messenger RNA from Medioppia subpectinata, 2088 nucleotides. Lineage: Eukaryota; Metazoa; Arthropoda; Arachnida; Sarcoptiformes; Oppiidae. The record is from the annotation of a GenBank genome assembly.
AUGAAAAGUAAUGACAUCCUGGAAGUGGAGGCGUAUACUGAGCUAUUGGGAAAGGGUGAACAUACCGGGCCCGACACCGGUGCCAAUCUAUGGCAACGUAUUGGCGCUGAGUCUAAAUCCCAGACCAUAUUUGGAGCUCAAGUGCUGAGUAGACUUGUAUACAUAUACGGAAAGCCCAGUUUGCGUGUGGCGGAGCCGGCGCUAGUCAAACAAAUCCUCGUCCAAAAGUUCACCUUGUUCAAAAACCGCGAGGCACCUAGCGGCGGCAAAGCUACCCUGAUGUCCAAAAUGCUUAUACGGGCCCCGUAUGAAGACUGGCGCCGCAUACGGGCCAUUGCGGGGCCCGCAUUCACCGGUGGUAAACUUAAGCGCUUGUACCCACUCAUUGACCGGUGCUGUCGGGAUUUGGUCGACAGAUUGGACAGUCGGGUCGCCGCCAAUGGGUCGCCGGUAGCUCUGCGGCCGUUGAUUAGCGAGUAUAUAAUGAGUGCGUUGGGCCAAUGCGCGUUUAGCACCAAGGUCAACACCGAUCCCACCCACCUGUUCACCACCGAACCUGAGGGUUACCUAUCUGUGCCCCUAUGGAAAGUACUGGUGACCAAUGUUUUGCCCACAUGUUUAGUUGAUAACCCUGUGGCCAAUAGUCUGGCCAAAUGGUGGCACUCGGACUACUUGUAUCACAGGGUAUUCACCGCCGGUCUGAUGGCUGGCCGCCGGUGCGACGACGCAAACAAACGUCACAAUUUCCUACAGUUCCUAAUGAAAGGCAGUCACCGGACCGACGGUGCGGCCCAUCCGGACGUCACCGGCAUUACCGACGAAGAGAUCUUUGCCCAGUGUUUCCUGUUUUUCAUUGCCGGUUACGACCCAACGGCGAACACUGUGUCCCAUGUAUUGCACGAAUUGGCACUCAAUCCCGAUAUUCAGGACCGGCUCCGGGAGGAGACCGCUAUGAAUGGGAAUCGAGACAUGAAUUACGAUAUCCUUUCCCGACUCCCAUUCCUGGACGCCGUCGUAUCGGAAACCCUACGAAAGUAUCCGCCAUUAGUUCGUGUGGAGAGGGAGGCCGUGGAGGACGUGUUGCUCACCGACAAUACUCAGGGGUUGAGUGUGAAGGUAGACAAGGGAGUGGUAGUAGAGGUCCCGGUGUAUGCCAUACAUUACGACCCCGAUCACUAUCCCGAUCCGUUUGCUUUCAAACCCGACCGGUUUUUGCCCCAAAAUCGCCAUAACAUCAAACCCUAUACAUACCUACCCUUUGGCGACGGACCCCGUAAUUGCAUUGGUAUGCGCUUUGGUUUGCUGAUGACCAAAUUGGCCCUGGUCAAUAUUAUACAACAUUUCUAUUUAUAUCACGUAACCGAUACCGAUGCUAGUGUUAAAUUUAAGCGUGACUAUGAAAAUGAAAGCGAACCGACAGUCUAUGGCAUAGACUCUACAUUGUAUACCAAUAGCGAUAGUCCCGGGUCUCCAAAGGGGUACACAAUUAUACUAUGUAUGAGAGGGACGGAUAGGUAUGGGAGGGAAGGGCAGACAUAUACGGUGACAGCACCUAUAUCGCCAGAAAUGCCGGGUUUUGAUGUGAAACGAUUGGUGGGAGUGGAGGACUGGUUGGCCGAAGAGCUAAAGUGCGGCCGCUGUGCAAACAUAUUGAACAAAGCGGUGGUCGGGAAGUGCGGCCACAGUCACUGCCGCGACUGUAUCGUCGACGAUCAUCUUAAGUAUGUCAAAGGGGUCCGCAUCGCUUACAUGGUGUGUAGUCACGAGGGCUGCGACGAGCAUAUUAUUUUUCGUAUGCACUUUGAUCAAUCGUACCUUAAUAUUGUGAUCAAUAAUAUUGUGGGUAAACUGAGCUUCAAAUGCCGGUUCGCCGAUAAUGGCUGCUCAGUGGUGGUCAGCGGCGCACUUCUCGCCGAUCACGAGGCCAACUGUCCGUACGGUGUGUGCCACAAGUGUGACCUGUCUUUCAACGAUAGCGUGGAUCACAACUGCGUCAAAAAGUUGAAGCGAAAGAACCGGCAAUUGACUUAUGAGUUGGCAAAUAUGUAUGAAUCUGCAUCGCUAUCAUCGGAUGUGGACAGUGACUGA